Molecule: messenger RNA, 1082 nt
Organism: Peromyscus leucopus (white-footed mouse)
Lineage: Eukaryota; Metazoa; Chordata; Mammalia; Rodentia; Cricetidae
Gene: Spag7
Product: sperm associated antigen 7
Exons: 7
Coding region: 27-710 (227 amino acids)
Molecular function (GO): nucleic acid binding
Source: RefSeq, a predicted model, not a curated record
ACCGCCCCCUCUCAGUUAUUCCCAAGAUGGCGGACCUACUGGGCUCCAUCCUGAGCUCCAUGGAGAAGCCACCCAGCCUCGGCGACCAGGAGAGUCGGCGCAAGGCCCGAGAGCAGGCUGCCCGCCUGAAGAAACUGCAGGAGCAAGACAAACAACAAAAAGCGGAGUUUCGGAAAAAGAUGGAGAAAGAGGUGUCUGAUUUCAUCCAGGACAGUGCACAGAUCAAGAAAAAGUUUCAGCCUAUGAACAAGAUAGAGAGGAGCAUACUACAUGACGUGGUGGAAGUGGCAGGCCUCACAUCCUUCUCCUUUGGAGACGAUGACGACUGUCGCUAUGUCAUGAUCUUCAAAAAGGAGUUUGCACCCUCAGAUGAAGAGCUAGACUCCUACCGUCAUGGAGAAGAGUGGGACCCCCAGAAGGCUGAGGAGAAACGGAAGCUAAAGGAGCUGGCUCAGAAACAGGAGGAGGAAGCAGCCCAGCAGGGACCUGUGGUGGUGAGCCCUGCUAGCGACUACAAGGACAAGUAUAGCCACCUUAUUGGCAAAGGAGCAGCCAAAGAUGCAGCCCACAUGCUACAAGCCAACAAGACCUAUGGCUGUGUGCCUGUGGCCAACAAACGAGACACACGCUCCAUAGAAGAGGCCAUGAAUGAGAUCCGAGCCAAGAAACGUCUGCGGCAGAGUGGCGAAGAGUUGCCAACUACCUCCUAGGCUUCACACCCAACUCCCUUUGACCUCCAGCAAGGCAGGGCGUGGAGGAGCAAGGCUGCUGCUAUCAGGACCUAUCCUGGAGCCCCCUUCUAAACUAGGAGGUCCUACCAGCUGUCACUCAGGCUGGAGGAAAAGCAGGUGUUUAUCACUGCUGCAACUUGGAUGUUUGGUUGGUGCAUGUGUGUGUGUGUGCGUGCGUGCGUGCGUGCGUGCGUGCGUGCGUGCGUGCGUGCGUGUGUGUGUGUGUGUGUGUGUGUAAGAGUGCCAAUGUGUGGGUGGGUAUUUAAUCUGUAUUAUUCUCUAUUAUCCUUGGAACUUUCUUCCCCAUGGGGCUGGGGUUACUUUACAUUAAAUAAACAUUGUUUGACCCAA